CAUUGUGUGACUUUGUUGUAAAAUACCACUUUUAGCCCAAAUUAAGGACAUAAUACCAUUUAGUAUUUGUACUGUCACGAGUGACUUCAGAACUUUUUAAAGACAGAAUGGAAAACGACAAAAAAUAUAUUGUUCUAGGAGAUGACUAUAAAGGAUAUCCAUUAAAUAUGUUCUGUGUACCCAAACAUUAUGAAGAUGAUUUAGAACAUGUAUUAAUACCGGCUGGUUUGAUAAAUGACAGAAUUGAAAGAUUAGCCAGAGAAAUUAUCCAGGAUUUCCGUCACGAGGCUAUCACAGGGCUGUGUGUAUUAAAAGGGGGAUAUAAAUUUUUCACAGACCUUCUUGAUAAAAUUAAGGCACUGAACAGAAAUAGUGAGGAAUCAGUGCCACUUGCUGUGGAUUUUAUAAGGGUUAAAAGCUAUACGGGAACAACAUCAGGGGAGAUGACUGUAACUGGAAUUGAUAAUUUAGAGAAUUUAAAAGACAAAAAUGUAUUGAUAGUAGAAGAUAUUAUAGAUACCGGUAAAACUAUGAUCAAAUUACUAGAAAUAUUACAAAAAUACAACCCCAAAUCCAUCAAAGUUGCAAGUUUGUUAACCAAACGAAGAGCAAGUGGUACAGGAUUUAAACCCCAUUAUUUGGGUUUUGAAGUGCCAGAUAAGUUUGUAGUAGGAUAUGCAUUAGAUUAUAAUGAAUACUUUCGUGACCUCAAUCAUAUUUGUGUAAUAAAUCAACAUGGCAUAGAAAAAUAUACUACCAAGAAAUGAUGCAAGAGCUUCAUUAUAUAUAUUUCAAGUAUACAGAUAUCCUCCAUCUGGUGUCCCCUUUUUAUUCCUAAAUUCAUAAUCCUUACACACUCAAAUUGCAAGAACAAAAUUUGUGUCUUUUACACAAUAUAGGAGAUUUGUUUAAAAUGCUAUUCCAUUCAAAUUUUGACAACAAGUGUGUUUAUUUGAAUUUUCACUCAACAUUUUGUAUGUGAAUAGUUCAAUUAAAGAAGAAACAACAUUUUAAAGAUUUUUAUCAGACAUAACUGGCAAAAACACUUUACCAUCAGCCCUUGGCAUUAUUAAACAUUGGUAAAAAGCCAUCUUGAAGGACUUGAUGAUAUAGGGCUAUUUUUAAAGAAAAGAGGCAUCUAUGUAUAGACCUACAAAGACACUAUUAGACAUUAAUUUUGGCAGCAGGGCAUUAAUUCAUUGAUUUCUAUUAGUAUUUAUUGUUAUCUUUAACAGCAACACGUUUUCAGGUUGUGCUUUUGUAUUGCUAUUAUUGUAUAUAUAUAUUUCUCAAUUAAAUAUUCUGGCAUUAUCUUUUUAAAAAAAUAAUGGAUUAAGUAAUUAUUGGUAAAUGUUGUAGUUAUUUCUUGAUUAAGUUGAAAUUCUAAGGUUUACGAGUCAGGAUUUGAGAUCCAACCCAUAAGUAAGCAGACACACUCAACAUUACAGUAAAAUUAUUAAGAAAAUCUAACAUUGGUCUCAAUGGCAUCAUUGGUGUAUUUGUAUCGUGUUACAAACUGAAUAAAUGACAAGUCAUUUUGACCAAUGUAUAAAGGUACCCUUAGUCUCUGAAACAGGAUUCUUUUUAGUUAAGCCAAUCAGUAAUAGAGUUCACAGCUCAAUGAGGAAAUUUGAGCCUUCAAUUUCAUGUGUGUCUAGAAUCAUUGGCAUUUGUAUGUUAAAAUGACAAUUUGUCUCUACUUGAUACUAGAAAUAACAUAUAAAGAAAAGGAAAGUGAAAUCUUUAGUUUGAAGUAUGCAGUUCCGUGCAGUUCUAGUAAUUCCAUCAACUAGUAAUAUUCAAGACCCAAAUCAUCUCUUGAAAAUGUCAAACAAAGGCUGUAUUCUUAUACAUUGAUUAAUAUUCAGAUAUUUCUAUUAAUAUAAACUUAAUUAUUUUAUACGGCUGUUAGUUAUAUUUUCCACAAAUCUUAGAUCAUAGUUAUUGUUUUGUUUAAGCCGUAUUCAUAUGCCAUAUUAUCUAAAAAACACAAAUAUAGGUUAGAAUCUGACUCGUAAACCUUUGAUUUCUCAAGAUAUUUCUCAAUAUAUUUUAUCAUUACAUACCAGUAGGCUACUAUUCAGCAUUUUAUAUAUUAUUUUUCAUGAUUUUUAGAUUAAAACUUAUAUUUGAAAGUU
Molecule: messenger RNA, 2138 nt
Organism: Lottia gigantea (owl limpet)
Lineage: Eukaryota; Metazoa; Mollusca; Gastropoda; Lottiidae
Exons: 8
Coding region: 108-767 (219 amino acids)
Biological process (GO): purine ribonucleoside salvage; guanine salvage; hypoxanthine metabolic process
Molecular function (GO): hypoxanthine phosphoribosyltransferase activity; magnesium ion binding
Source: RefSeq, a predicted model, not a curated record